Molecule: messenger RNA, 878 nt
Organism: Pistacia vera
Lineage: Eukaryota; Viridiplantae; Streptophyta; Magnoliopsida; Sapindales; Anacardiaceae
Exons: 2
Coding region: 137-808 (223 amino acids)
Source: RefSeq, a predicted model, not a curated record
UUAUAAUAGUAAAGCAACCAAAAUGAAAUAGACAUUGCACUCGACUCACUUUGCUCGUCCUCUGUUACAUCUCUGAUUCUCUCUCAUACCUCUCUCUCUUCAAAAUUUUCUGACAUUCUUACUAACACCACCGAAAAUGGUAAAAGUUUUGUGGCUUCUUUUAGCCCCAUUUCUCUUCGUUUCAGCUACUGCCAACAUUCAAUCAAAAGUAACCGACAACCCUGCUGAUGAGUUGGUGGCUGUGCUCAACAAAAAUAGAACUGCACACAAGGAGUCAUCCCUCUAUGAUAAUCCAGGCCUGGCGUGCAUUGCUUUGCAGUAUAUAAAAGCAUAUGAAGGCGACUGUAGUGCUGUAGGAGGGACAGAUGCCAAGAAACCUCCUGAUUCUUCAUUUGCAGACACUUUUGCCCCCAACUGUGGUGUUCUUGCGUCAUCCCUCUCUCAAAUUACUGGUCGUUUUCUAGGUUGCCACUCAUCUUAUGUCGAUGCUUCUAAAGCUUUUUCGGAUAUCCUGAUGGAAAACAGCAAAAGCUUAGAUAUUCUAUACAGUAAGAAUCACACCGAAGUUGGGGCUGCUGUGACUGGUACCGAUGGUGGGUCUCCCUAUUUCUGGUGUGUCUUGUUUAGCAAUGGCAAACAUAAUGCAAGCUUUCUUUUUGAGGAUGGUGUGGCUAAAAUAUCAAGGCCUGGAUGUUUUAGCGGCGCUAACGAUGAAUGCAGUGGUGUCGAUGAUUUGCAUCAACCCCAUCGUCUAUGGCCAUAUGCCAUUACAGCUUUGAUUGCAGUGGCUUAUGGGUUUGGUUUAUGAUCUUGUUUAGAAGAAUCCCACUUGUUUUUUUAGGCCUCUUUAAUGUUGUUGUAUUUGGCCUCUGUAAUUU